CAGCGUCGGAAAACAUAUAUCACUUCAUUCCAAAUCAAAAGGCCAAAGUCAAAAGGCUGAAGUCCAACAGCGAAAGUGACGAGAUACCGUGAGCACCACAUGCGUUCCUUUUUGUGACUGACGUGUGGCUGCAGCUUUCUAUUGGUGGGAAAAGAGAGUCCACAGUCCAAAUCCAGAGCUUAACAUGAAGCCAUUAACAACUCCAUAGAAGUUAAAUAUUACUGAUUAUGACAGUCAGCAGCAGCGUACAUAAAGAACAGAAACCAGAGUAAUACCAGUAACAGCUGGAUGAUGAGUGCUACUCAAUCAACACUGGAGUCCAAACUGGAGGCCCUGCAGUGCCACUUCACCUGGGAUCUGGACCCCAGCAGGUCCAGACUCUUCCGUCUCAGGGACCAGCUGGAGGACAUCGGCACCGAGGAGGGUUACUGUUGGCUGGGUCACACUUACAACCUGCAAGGUUACAUCCACUACCUGCUGGGAUUCACCGAAGAGGCCCUGCGUUUCUUCAGCAGGGCUGCAGAGGCCUUCCGCCAGAUGAGAAACACCGUCUCAGAAGAGGGUCCCUGGUUAGUGGUGAACUACGGGAACCUGGCUUGGCUGCACCACCACCUGGGAGAACAAGCAGAGAGUCAGGCUUACCUGUCAAAGGUCGACGCCCUGAUGAAUAAAUACCCAUCUCCAUCCCAGGACGAGCUCCAUCCAGAGAUCUACGCUGAGAAAGCCUGGACCCUGAUGAAGUUCAGCACAGACAAGAAGCAGCUGGCUGCAGAUUACUUCCAGAGAGCCAUCAGGAUGCAGCCGGACAUGGUGGAGUGGCACACCAGCCAUGUCUUAGCGUUAGUCAGUGCUUUUAAACACUGCAACAAAAAGCUGGAGGCAGAUAUCUUUGAGAAAAUGAAAAUCGCCAAGGAACAUGAUCCAGAGAACUUGUACCUUGCUGCACUUUACCUUGAGGCAUGUGCGAAGAAAGGGAAAAAAAUACAAGAUGAAAUACGUGAGUUAGCCAGAAAGGUUUUAAGAAAGCCUGUCAGCAGCUACAGUGGUAUCAAACCAGUACUGAGGCUGUACAGAAUCUACAUAACUAUGGAUGAGGCCAUUGAUUUGGCAGAGGAGGUUCUGGAAAGACACCCUGACGAACGUUAUCUGAAGAGGUGUGCUGCCAUCUGCUACAAGAAGAAGAUCUUGUUACACAAGUCCAAUCCCCUGGAGAGCAGCAUGAUCAACAGAGCAAUCAGUCUCUAUAGGGAAGUGAUUUCUCUGUACCCACAUUCUUCACUUAAAAGAAAAAUAGUUCUUGCAGACAUGUAUGGAGAGUCGAAUCACCAAGCUGAAGCUGACCAGAUAUAUGAGCAACUGCUAGAAAGUGAUCUGGAUCCCGAAGAGGCACAGAUGCUUUACAACUGUUAUGCAAAAUAUGUACAUUUCAUUCGAAAGGAGAGCUACAAGUCCAUAGAGUAUCACAUGAGGGCAGCGGAGAUACCGUUACAGUCUUCAUAUCGUGAGAACAGCAUCCGAACGCUGCAGAGGAUUAAAGACAGAAACAGAAACCGAAUGUGCGGACAAAUCGAGGAGCUUCUAGCUAACCUGCAAGCUUAAGACGCUGCAAUACAAACGGAACAUGCUGAGCUGUCCAACUGAGUGGACUAUAGUGGAUUUUCUUGUCUGUUUAUUUUGUUUGCAAUUACUGUUUGAAUAAUGUUAUCAAGCUGCCCUCUCAAUUUUAAUCUUAACAAGACUUUUACCAGGUGUUUACUGCUCCGAUGAAUCGUUGUUUCCUUUAGUAUUGGCAGGGAGAAGGGAUUAGUAUUGUGUUGUUUAUAAGGCAUACCUUGGCCAAAUAUUAAUUACAUUUUUAAUUUAUAAUAUAUAUAAAGGGGAUACGAUGGGGGAGGGAGGUGGUUAAACUAAUCCCAGAUAGAAAAAUUGACCAGAUAGCCUCACCCGGCUUAGAAUGAGCUGUGGCCCAAAUAUUAAACAGACCUGGACUAGAGCAAGUUUGCUAUCUGGGAUGUAAGACACAGUUUACAGAGAAACUAAGAACUGAGACAUGGCCUCAAUGAUUACAGUCCCAAAAACACAAUUAUUCACUUAUUUUGGUGAAGCUCGAUCAUAAUUAAUGAAGGAAAUAACUGGGAUUCAUUGAUUUUUCCUGCUGAUAGAAAGCUCUACUUGCUGCUGAGCUAGUUACUUGAGUUAGCCAUGCAGCUAGCUGUCCUGUCAGCUGGCUCAGCUCAGACUUGGAGCCUGAAGCACAGAGGAAGGUGGUGAUCGCAUCUGCAGCACAGGAGAUCUGGACCAGCGGGUGGGAGAGUCAGUUAUUAGGACUGCUAACUGCACAGCUAACUCAGCUAAUUAGCUAACAGAAGCUAAUUUUACAGAAAGGAAUUACAGGGUACAUUUUUGACGUAUAUCCUCAAACUCAAUAGAACACAAAACAUAAAAGACCAAAACAUGAUAAAGGAAUUAAAACAUCAUUACUUCAUCAUUUUAUCAUGAGAGACAUUCAUUUCACAUGUUGUCUUAAUUUUUGUCUUUGUCUUAAAAGGGGCACUAUGAC
Molecule: messenger RNA, 2560 nt
Organism: Acanthopagrus latus (yellowfin seabream)
Lineage: Eukaryota; Metazoa; Chordata; Actinopteri; Spariformes; Sparidae
Product: interferon-induced protein with tetratricopeptide repeats 3-like
Exons: 2
Coding region: 289-1599 (436 amino acids)
Biological process (GO): defense response to virus
Cellular component (GO): cytosol
Molecular function (GO): protein binding
Source: RefSeq, a predicted model, not a curated record